UGCUUACGUCGAGUCGUCUCACAAUCGUUACGAGCUACAUGCAGAGUAAACGUAUCGCGAGUGUCUACAGUUUCUCUUGUUUCGUUUUGACGUGAAAUAGUACAUAGCAAAAAUGAGGAUUCAAGACUGGUAUAUCGCCGCGGCCGCCCUGCUGACAUCCGUUGCAGUGGAGAUGGUUUUGUCAGCGAAAGUGCCCAUCACGUCUUGCCCGCUGAAUCACUACGCCGUCCUCAAUGAUGAGGGGAACGGUAUCUCGUCAUGUCGAGUAUGUGACUCCUGUCCGCCAGGCUACGGGGUAGUUCAGCCCUGCUCGCCCACUAAAAACACCGUCUGUGGACUCUGUGAUAUGGGCACAUUUUCAACUACAGUAAGUGCAACGGCCAGCUGCAAACCUUGUCAAACUUGCCAGAGUGUAGGCAUGGUGAAAGAGUGUAGUCCCAUAUCAGAUACUGUGUGUAUGGAACAUUGCCCGUUUGGCGAGUACUUCGAUCCUACAACGCUUUCCUGCCAACGAUGCUCCUAUUGCUUCCCCGACCGCCUCUACGCCCGAACAGCCCGCGUAGUCGACUGCCAGCGACAGGGGCUCCACAUUGACCACCAGUGCUCACCGCUACCUGGUGCCGAUGCGGUCGGCGUUGUGCAUUCGCGGGUUGUAACCGCAGAUCGGCACCGCAGCGCUGCCGCGGCCAGGCGACAUAGAGGCCGCACGGUACAUACCUCUACCGUGGACAGAACAGCGCAACGUGCAGAGAUGAAUGGUAGGAGACAACCGGCACCGGAAAACCAGAAUAAUAACGAUGAAGCCUAUCUCGACGUGGUCCCGUCAACUAUUCCUCUUUUCCGAAGUACCGAAGCCCCUCCUCUGUUUGAAGCUAGACCUAUGAGACCCGACAUACUAUUCGAUCCUUCAAAAAUUGAGACGUCAGCAAAGUCCGGGGUACAAUUUACUUCAACAAAUGCAUACGAUAGUAAGGACCAAGCAUCGGGGGUAUAUAUUGAUACUACGAAGCAUGACUUUGACCCAUCAAGUAUUCCCAAAUCUUAUAAACAGGAGUCCAUAAUUCCUUACUAUCACUCGUUGACUUCGACGGACGUCGUUCUCCUAAUCGUCAUCGUCAUCAUUGUCAUGCUGAUCUCAAUCGUGAUAACGGUUUUAUCGUGUUACUGUUGGAUGAGCAGAGGUAAAAACUUGCAUGGACAAAAGGUUAAGGCAAUCAGCUCGAAACCGCCAUCGAAUGCGUGGUCGUACCAGGACAUGAUGCCGUCGUCGUUGACAGAGCACCUGAUCCAAGACACACCGCCGCAGACGAGGAAACUCAUGACAUGUGUUUGAGUGCGUCACGAAAGAUUCAAGCAGACACCUAAAUAAACUUUAUUACAAGAAACAGAUAUAUUUUCUAUCGAACUCCCUAUACGACAUGGGUUAGAGGGAGUGACGAAAGAUCCGAGUGGACACUGAGCAAACGCUAUUGCAAGGAACAGAAACAUAUCUCUCCUGUCCUACUCCCUAAUAACCGUUGCACUCGAGGCGCCAGUUUCCUGACGCAUGUUUCCUGACGCAUGACUGCGUCAGCGACUGGCACGGCAGCCCUUGACGCGACACUUGAGACUGAAAUACCGUAUGAAUACAUGAAGAGAUUAUUUUUGCUGUGGUGUCGUUAUUUUGCCAUCUAGGCAUGAUGGCUUUAGCCACUUUCAAAUACAUGUACAGGUGUAUGUGAGUUUUCAGAAACAAAUGGGGUAAAUGCAAUCGUAGGGCGACAUAUCUUCCAGGACAUUAUAAGGGGAAUAUUCUAUUGAUACUGACUCAUCAUAAAGAUGUUGCCUUCAAUGUGGAAGAUCAUAUUUAUGUUUACAAUUCUACAGUACUAUAAAUAUUACCACCACCACCAAUACUACUACUACUACUACUACUACUACUACUACUACUACUACUACUACUACUACUACUAUUCCCAUAAUUACAACUACCACUAAUUCUUCUACCAAUAUUUCCAUCUAAGCAGCUGCGUUAUAAUAAGAGUGACCAAAUUUUAAUAAUGCAACAGACAGUAGGCAUCAGCAUAUCAUCGUAUUUUUUGAUAUUGCAGUUAUGAUUAUAUUUGGAUAUUACUGGUAAUAAUCAUUGGGUGUACCAUAUUUAUUGAUUUUUUUUCUUGAAUUCCAUUUAGAACAACAUAUUCAUCUCAAUGCAAUGGGCUUUUUAAUCUAUACGCAUUAGAUAAUAAUUGGAAUUGAAAGUACGAUGGAUCAAACUCAAAACAGAGCAGAAAACGUUGGAAAAUUUGCCAUAAUCUUAAAUGUAGAACCCUUAUAAUUCAAUAUUAGUCUUUAUAUCUGAUCUUACAACAUUACUAAACCAACGUAAACUACGGGAGGAGAAGAAUAGUUCUUCAUGUAACUACGACUCGGACUAUAACAACUUUAAUAGAAAUAUGUAUUUUUUUAUAAUGUCACGAUUGAUUACCUAUAUUGUACAUAAUUAUGUAAGGUCUUCGCACGCGUAUAGUGUAUACCUGGACUCGUAUCACGAUGCACCUGCCUUUCUGAGUUUUCAAUGUAAAUAAUUAUUUGUCAGUUUGUCAGUUUGUCAAUUCGUCUUUUAAUAUACAGUAUACAUGUAGUAUGGGUUGUAUGUAUAGCCUUUGACUUGUAGUCGAAGGUUCGUUAACCGAAUUUUAAAACAAAGCAAUAAUACUCCAAGUUUGCCGUUGUUUGCUAGACUCGCCAAUCAGUCUUUUGCUUUUUAUUUUUCAAUUUUUAACCGUUCCAAAUGGCAUGAUUGACUUUUCAAAACGCGCAUCGCUUAUCAGUUGUUUUAGGAUAUCUCAUCGUUCGUGCCAAAUUUAAAACGUGGCAGUUGCAACGUGGCAAAGGUUGAUCAUCUCGCAUGAUUUACAGUAAACAUUAUUAAGAUGUUUGUUCACGUAGGCCUGUUCGUUUAUAUAACAGUUUUUUUUAAUGAUCGAAUACGAACGUGGGAAACUUCAAUGCACAUGUACGCAUUAUUCAGCAUUAAACACGUGUGUUAUGAAGAAAGGAGUUUAUAUAGCACAUGUUGUAUUUUAUCUUCUAUAAAACUCUACCAAAAACGAAAGAAACAUUUGGCUCUGUGAUGUAAUACUCAAUACAAUAUCACUGGAAUGUCCCUAUAUUUUAUAGCAGAAUAUCUCGUAAUAUUACUAUAAUCCUAGCCAAUUUAUAAUUUUUAUGUAUCACGAUAAGCCGCAAUAAUGGUCGAUUGUUUAUAGCAUGGAGAUUGUUUCGAAUUUUCUUGAAUUUUAUCGAGAACUGUUUUAAUGACUGUGUUUUUUACAGUUUUGGUAUUUCAAAAAUGUUAAUUUAUUUUCCUAAUUCAAAUAAAAAACGAUUAAACUCAAAUUGGUAAUUUGU
This is a messenger RNA of Strongylocentrotus purpuratus (purple sea urchin), 3393 nucleotides long. RefSeq lists its product as uncharacterized. Gene Ontology annotation, biological process: Rho protein signal transduction. Gene Ontology annotation, cellular component: cell surface; plasma membrane. NCBI's taxonomy places the organism in Eukaryota, Metazoa, Echinodermata, Echinoidea, Camarodonta, Strongylocentrotidae. The record is from RefSeq and is a predicted model, not a curated record. Gene Ontology annotation, molecular function: coreceptor activity; death receptor activity; nerve growth factor binding. The transcript has 5 exons. The coding region runs from base 113 to 1333 and encodes 406 amino acids.